AUGAUAUCAUUCUUUAGGAAUUUAUUUGCCAAGCAGCCAUCUUCUAAAAAGUCAUCCGAUAAACAGGAUUUAUUAACAAGGGAAAAGGAUCAUGAUUUGACACUAGAUUUGAGCAUAUUUAAAGUAUCCCUGGAACUGGUUGUGAGAAGGGAAUGUCUCGAGAUGGAAGAUGAACGACCUUCAACACACGACUCGAAAGACAAACCGAAAAAACUCAGAAGAAAAACAACCAUCAUUGAAAAACACGACCAAGCCAUAACAACCUACAAUGAUAGAAAUGAAUUUACCAGAAUACCUCUGAUAGCUUAUCACUGUUUUGAGAGAUUGGAGAAAUUUGUUGAUAAGGAAGGAAUUUUCAGAGUACCUGGGUCAUCUGUGGAAAUUGAUAAGAUUGUUAAGGAUGUAGACUCGGGAAUAGUAGUAAAUUUGAAAACCUACUCUUGUAACACUGUUGCAAGUUUACUGAAAAAGUAUAUUAGAGAAUUACCAGAUCCACUUCUGACCUAUGAAGGAUACAAUGAUUGGACUAAAUUGUCGAGUAUGGAAAAUACAGAACAAGCCAGAGAAUUUAUGAAAAAGCUUUUCAUUGCUCUUCCACCUUGCAAUAGAUCACUAUUCAUCAGUUUACUUUCUCUCUUACGGAAAAUAUCAGAACCACCAAAUAUUGAAACAUCCAGAAUGACAGAAUCCAAUCUAGCUUUCAUUUGGGGGAUGAAUAUACUAAAACCACCUGGAUCUGAUUUGAUGAGAUCUGACAUUUCCAAAGUGAGUCAUGCUAUCAUUUUCUGCAUUAAGGAAUAUCACAGGUUGAGGGAAGUGUACCAACAAUUAGUGAAUGAACACGUCUUUGAUUCCACUUCUAUCAAUACUAGCCAUUAA
Messenger RNA from Naegleria gruberi, 879 nucleotides. Its product is annotated as rho GTPase activating protein. Gene Ontology annotation, cellular component: cytoplasm. The transcript has a single exon. Gene Ontology annotation, biological process: small GTPase-mediated signal transduction. NCBI's taxonomy places the organism in Eukaryota, Heterolobosea, Eutetramitea, Acrasida, Naegleriidae. The coding region runs from base 1 to 879 and encodes 292 amino acids. Gene Ontology annotation, molecular function: GTPase activator activity. The record is from RefSeq and is a predicted model, not a curated record.